Messenger RNA from Zalophus californianus (California sea lion), 7974 nucleotides. RefSeq names its product pleckstrin homology domain containing A6 (gene PLEKHA6). NCBI's taxonomy places the organism in Eukaryota, Metazoa, Chordata, Mammalia, Carnivora, Otariidae. The coding region runs from base 99 to 4067 and encodes 1322 amino acids. The record is from RefSeq and is a predicted model, not a curated record. The transcript has 29 exons. Gene Ontology annotation, molecular function: protein binding.
CCCCCGCCGCCUGCGGGAGGGCGGACAGUGGGGGCCACUGGGCAGGAAGCCCCCCCCCCCCGGAGGGCCCGGAGCGAGAGGGGCUUCUGGACGCCGAGAUGGCCGAUGAGAUUGACUGGCUGGACUUGCCCGGCCGGUGGACCUACGGAGUGGACCGCGGGGGGAGAGUCUUCUUCAUCAAUGAUGAGGAAAAGUCAACCAGCUGGGUGCACCCUGGCACGGAAUCUGCCAUCCAGAGUGGACACUCCUCCAGCCCAGGAUUGCCCAAGGGCUGGGAGAUGGAUUCUACCCAGGAAGGAGCUGUGUAUUUCAUCAACCACAAUGAACGACAGAACACGUUUCUACACCCAGUGACUGGCCAGGUCCCAGAAGAAAACAACAAAUUUAACUUGAAAACAUCGGCCUUGGACAUGUCCAGUAAAGCAGGUGGAAAACGCCCGGCUAUCACCAACAGUGACAUAUCCAACCACAACAUGGUGUCCGAGGUCCCCCCAGAGCGGCCCAGCGUCCGGGCAACCAGAACAUCCCGCAAGGCCAUCGCCUUUGGGAAGCGCUCACACUCCAUGAAGCGUAAUCUCAACGCACCUGUCACCAAGGCGGGCUGGCUCUUCAAACAGGCCAGCUCCGGGGUUAAGCAGUGGAACAAGCGCUGGUUCGUCCUGGUGGAUCGCUGCCUCUUCUACUACAAAGAUGAGAAGGAGGAGAGCAUCCUGGGCAGCAUCCCCCUCCUGAGCUUCCGGGUGGCCGCAGUGCAGCCUUCGGACAACAUCAGCCGAAAACACACCUUUAAGGUGACUACGUGCUGGGUGGAUGAGGCCGGGGCCAGUUCCACGAACUGCCUCUCCCCACAGGCCGAGCACGCCGGGGUCCGCACCUACUUCUUCAGUGCCGAGAGCCCCGAGGAGCAGGAGGCCUGGAUCCAGGCCAUGGGGGAGGCUGCCCGAGUCCAGAUUCCCCCAGCCCAGAAGUCGGUGCCCCAAGCUGUGCGUCACAGUCUACCACCCCCUGCCCAGCUCUGCCCUGGGCUGGGGUCACUUACAACAUCUCCCUUGGUGUCCAGCAGCCACGAGAAGCCAGACUCCGAGAACAUCCCACCUAGUAAACACCACCACCAGCCAUCCCACAACAGCCUCCCCAAGCCUGAGCCCGAGGCCAAGACUCGAGGGGAGGGUGACGGCCGGGGCUGCGAGAAGGCUGAGAGGAAACCCGAGAGGCCCGAAGUCAAGAGCGAGCCUCUGGUGAAAGCCAAUGGCAUCCAAGCCGGACCCGAACCAGCCUCGGAGCCCGGCAGCCCUUACCCUGAGGGCCCGAGGGUCCCAGGGGGAGGGGAUCGGCCCGCCCAGCCCAACGGCUGGCAGUAUGGCUCCCCGAGCCGACCAGGGAGCACAGCUCUCCCACCUCAGGAUUCAGAGAGCGGGGGCCACCAGCGGAGCUUCCCCCCGCGUGCCGACCCCGACAAAAUUGCCCAGCGCAAGAGCUCCAUGAACCAGCUUCAGCAGUGGGUGAACCUGCGCAGAGGGGUGCCCCCACCUGACGACCUUCGCAGUCCCUCUAGGUUCUACCCCGUGUCCCGCAGGGUCCCUGAGUAUUACAGCCCCUACUCCUCCCAGUACCCCGAUGAUUACCAGUACUACCCACCGGGGGUGCGGCCGGACAGCAUCUGCUCCAUGCCGGCCUACGAUCGGAUCAGCCCACCCUGGGCGCUGGAGGACAAGCGCCACUCGUUCCGCAACGGAGGCGGCCCUGCCUUCCAGCUGCGGGAGUGGAAGGAGCCCCCGGGCUACGGGCGGCAGGAUGGCACCGUCUGGCUCCCCGGCCCCUCCCCCUCCCGGCAGCCAGUCUAUUACGAUGAGCUGGAUGCCACCUCCGGCUCCCUGCGCCGCCUGUCCUUGCAGCCCCGCUCCCACUCUGUGCCGCGCUCGCCCAGCCAGGGCUCCUACAGCCGUGCCCGCAUUUACUCCCCCGUCCGCUCACCCAGUGCCCGCUUUGAGCGCCUGCCACCUCGCAGCGAGGACAUCUAUGCUGACCCUGCUGCCUAUGUGGUGAGGCGGUCCAUCAGCUCCCCCAAGUAUGAUUACCUGGGAGACAGGCGGCCAGUCCCUGCAGGACUGUUCCCCUACAACUACCCACCAUCCCCCACGGUCCACGAUAAGAUGGAUGAACUUUUAGACCUUCAGUUGCAAAGAAACCUAGAGUAUUUGGAUCAGCAGAUGAGUGAGAGCGAGACUCUCAUCAGUAUGGUGAACCGCAUGGUGGAGAGCUCCUCCCCCAGGGCCCAGAUCUUCAUGCAAGUCCCUCCGUACCCAGAAGUGUUCCGGGACGGUCUCCACACCUACAAGCUAAACGAGCAAGACACGGAUAAGCUGCUGGGCAAAUUGUGUGAGCAGAACAAGGUGGUGAGGGAGCAGGACCGGCUGGUACAGCAGCUCCGAGCUGAGAAGGAGAGCCUGGAAAGUGCCUUGAUGGGGACCCACCAGGAGCUGGAGAUGUUUGGAAACCAGCCUGCCUACCCGGAGAAGCUGCUGCACAAGAAAGAGUCCCUACAGAACCAGCUCAUCAACAUCCGUGUGGAGCUGUCGCAGGCGACCACGGCCCUGACGAACAGCACCAUAGAGUAUGAGAGCCUUGAGUCAGAGGUGUCUGCCCUGCAUGAUGACCUCUGGGAGCAGCUCAAUUUGGACGUCCAGAAUGAGGUGCUCAACCGGCAAAUCCAGAAGGAGAUCUGGAGGAUCCAGGACGUGCUGGAGGGGCUGAGGAAGAAUAACCCAUCCCGGGGCACAGACACGGCCAAGCACAGAGGAGGACUUGGCCCCACGGCCACCUACAGCUCCAACAGCCCCGCCAGCCCUCUCAGCUCCACCAGCCUCACCAGCCCCCUAAGCCCCUUCUCUCUGGUGUCCGGCUCGCAGGGGUCCCCCACCAAGCCCGGGUCCAGUGAGGAGCCCGGCCCACCACGGCCCCCCCUCCCCAAAGCCUACGUCCCCCUGGAGUCUCCUCCAAACGUGCCGCCACUCCCUAGCGAGAGCCGCUUCUGGCCAUACCCCAGCUCCCCUUCCUGGCACCGCAGUGGCGAGCCAGCCAGGGGUCAGCCCAAGGCAAGCCAUGAGCAGAGCAAGAAAGACCCCCACCAGACAUCACCCCUGGAUACCACUAGAGACAGCAGCCUUGCGCCCACCAGGCAAGAGGUGGAGGCAGAGAAGCAGGCGGCUCUCAACAAAGUUGGCAUUGUGCCUCCUCGGACAAAGUCGCCUGCUGAUGAAGAGCUAACUCCAUCAAGGGUGGUCAGGAGGAGUGCCAAUAGGCUCACCAAUGGACUGUCCUCCCGGCAGGAGCGCCCCAAGAGUGCUGUGUUCCCUGGAGAGGGCAAGGUGAAGAUGAGUGUGGAGGAGCAGAUUGACCGCAUGCGGAGACAUCAGAGCAGCUCUAUGAAGGAGAAGAGGAAGAGCCUGCAGCUCCCGGCCAGUCCUGCCCCUGACCCUGCUCCCCGGCCCGCCUACAAAGUGGUGCGCCGUCACCGUAGCAUCCACGAGGUGGACAUCUCCAACCUGGAGGCAGCCCUGCGGGCAGAGGAGCCUGGUGGGCAGGCCUACGAGACGCCGAGGGAAGAAAUUGCCCGGCUUCGCAAAAUGGAACUGGAGCCCCAGCACUAUGAUGUGGACAUCAGUAAGGAGCUCUCCACGCCAGACAAAGUCCUCAUCCCCGAACGGUACAUUGACCUGGAGCCUGAUACUCCCCUGAGCCCCGAGGAAUUGAAGGAGAAGCAGAAGAAGGUGGAAAGGAUCAAGACACUCAUUGCCAAGUCCAGUAUGCAGAACGUGGUGCCCAUCGGCGAGGGGGACCUUGUGGACGUGCCCCAGGACUCAGAGAGCCAGCUGCAGGAGCAGGAGAAGCGGAUUGAAAUCUCCUGUGCCCUGGCGACCGAGGCCUCCCGCAGGGGCCGCAUGCUGUCUGUGCAAUGUGCCACCCCAAGCCCUCCCACCUCCCCUGCUUCCCCGACUCCACCAGCCAACCCCCUAUCGUCUGAAUCCCCACGGGGCGCCGACAGCAGCCAUACCAUGCGGGUCUGAGCUCUGACUGCAAGCUCUGGCCGAGGCCAACGCCGGGAAGCUGCACAGAGCCACAUUCUGAAGGCCUCAGCCCCCUGAGGCCCCGGCUCCCCAGCCUGGCCCCCUGCCCCUGCGCGCCCGUGGGAGGGCUACAGGGAGCCAGGCUGGGGGCCGGGGUUGCUGCCCACACGUUACCUCAGUGUCCACACGGCCAGCACGCCCGGCCCCGAAGCCCUCGCGCCUCAGAUGGCGGCCCCAGGCCGGGGCCCGAGAUGGCGGGCAGACAGCAGCCUCCAGCGCCCGCGGCCCAGGGGGCUAGGCCCGGCCCUGGCUGGUGGUGUGACGGUCCUACUGGAACAUUUCCUGCUGAAGAGGAUGCCCUGGUGGGGAAGAUGCUCUGGGCUCUCUCAGGUUAGGACUAGGCUGAGGAGAAGACGGAUGGACGCUCUGCCUCUUCCGGCCCCUCCUGACACCAAGGGCGGCACCUGCCAUCGGGUCCUUCCCCCAUCGACACCCCUCCACCCCGCUGCCCCAGCUGCACCCAGGGCUUUGACACGUCUCUGCUUAGGGGUGCUCCUUUGGGGUCCAGUGGAGACUGACCACCCUGCUUGAGCCAAAGACAAGAUGACAAGAGCUGGGGAGAGGCUCCUCGGCUCCCAGGGGGCACAGUGCUGGCUGUGGGUAGAGAGAGGCACGCAGGUCUGUGCAGGGUCUGAGGGCAGGUUGAGAAGGGGGAGAGGAGAGAAAGGGAGAGCUGGAGGCCAGUGGGAGGAUAGGGAAGGGCAGGACUCAUUUGCAAGUAAAAGGGUGAGGCGGAGGUGGAAAGGGGGUGUGGGAUGGAUGGGUUUCCCUAGGACGGAGCCUUAGGUUAGUGCCAAGUACAGUGCCAGACUGUGGGCCCUGCUCCUGCACCUCGUCCCUCGGGUCCACGGGCCUGCCCACACACUGGCUCCGGGAGGACCCACCAGCGAGCACAGGAUGAUCUUCAGCUGCAGCCGUGGGGACGAAGGUGUGGGGAUGCUGGUGCGGGUGAGCCGGUGGGACGAUGGCCCUUUCUGGGUCUGGGCCUGGUGUCUGCCUCCUCCUCCUUGGCUCAGGGGCAGAGAGAAAGACCUCUGUCAUGGAGGGUGUCGUCAGCCUUGGGGCCUUUCCUAACCAUGUUCGGGACAUUUUCUUGUCCCCCUGCCCCCUGGAAUGUGCUGGGGGUCAACUGAGAGAGUGCCCCGGAGAGGAAAUGCAGCCUUAAUCUGGGAGGCUAGAUUCUAGGGCCGCCCCCCGCGUCCCGGGCAUCCCUGAGGAGGACCAGGUGAGGCUGCAGGGAAGGACCUUCUUCUGGCAUGGCUCUCUCACCAUCUGCCUACCUGGGGAGCUUAGUGGAGGAGACACAGAAGCAAAGCUCAUUUUUCCUCCUUGCCUCUCGUCUGGAGAGGACGGUAGCCAGGGAGGAGGGAGGGGUGAGAGUGAAGCUGGAAAAGACUGCGCCCCUAGGCCUUCUCUUUACCAGAGCUGAUGCUCAGAGACUUCAGCCUCCAGUGGCCCCGAGAACAAUGACUUCAUCUGCCACCAGUUCUCCACUCCUUCCCAGCUGGGCCAGUGACUGGUUCAUACGCAAGUAAAGAUGGCAACUCAUUCAACAGAUACUUAUCGAGCACCUUUUAUGUACCAGGCACUGUUCUAGGUGCUUAGGAUAUUCUUGUGCUUCGGAGGGAUUGCAGGCUGGGGAAUUCCACUUUCCUUUUAGCAGAUUUUUUGAACAUGACCUUUGGCUACGUUUCCCAUCUUCAGCACUGCUCAAGCACCCACACCUGUUUUCUCCUUCCCCGCCGACUGGCAGGUGAGGUUGGCCCUCUCCCUUUUUCCAACACCUUUCUCCAUCCACAAGAAACGGCUGUUUCAGGGCCUCCAUGCCUUUCCCCUUUCUUUGUCUUGCCUUUUUUUUUUUUAAGUGGUAUUUUUAGAAAUACGUGUAAAAGACCAAGGAUUAAGGUCUGCACCUCUAUCACCUCUCUCUCACCUCAUAAAGCUGGCUCUUUAUGUUGCUUUACAUGCCUUAAUAUAUGUUUGGUGAAGAUUAUACAUAUUACAGAUAUAUACAUAAUAUAUAUAUUUGUUUGGGCGUCCGAUCCUUUCCCAGAACUCCUGUCCAGGCCCAUUUCCCUCCUUUACCUUCCACACCAUUCCUAGCACGUGUCGGCCACACCCCAUGCCUUUUGAUCCAAAGAAGGGGAGAAGACAGACUUAUUUUAAGACAGAUCUAUUUUACGCUUUUAUUAUAAAAGCAAAUCUAUUUUCAAAAUGUGCAAUGUCUGAAUGGAAUCAGCAAAUGAUACGAGGAGAUUGGGCGGCUGCCUCCAGGUCCAAGCCUCUUCCCGGCAGCUUCCUCCUCCCAUCCCCCAGUCUGCAAAGGCCCGGGCCCCAGAGCCCACCCAGAGAGCAUCUCACCAGGGCGGGACAUUCUCUUGGAAGUCCUGGUCUAAGGAUUUGAUUCCACUGUCAACUCUUGACGACCCUCUAGGGUUACAGGAUGUGAAUCCUCUCAAAGGAAAUGUUUACAGCUGUGUGCACAAAAGUACACCCCUGCGGGCACCCCCGCCAUCCCCAGUAUGCUCCCGGACCACCUCCCAUCACCGAUCUGCUGGAAAGGGCAGACAGAAUGGGAGCCUGUGCCAAACGGCACCAAGAAUCCUACUCCCUGACGGAGCCAGGAUACAGUGCAAAGGCCAAAGGAAAUGGUUUGGGACCACAGGUCCUUCAGCACAGACACAUUCGAGUUCCUUGGACUUCUCACACUCCUUGAUCCCUUUCUGGUCUGGGUCACAUCUAUGACAUCUGUCUCCUUCUGUGACCUUUCCUCGGGGGGCUGUUGUUAAGGGGGACGUUGGCUCAGUCUGGCAUCCAGACUGCAAAGUCAGCUUCCAGACUGAAGCGGGUCCCACGGACAAGGUGACAUCUCAACCUUGCCCAAGAAGACCCCAGGACUGUCCCCUGGUGGGCUGCCACUGGGGUGCUGAACUCCGCCAGCUCAGCCUGCCAAACUGUUUAGCGGCUGACAAAGUAGGCAAGGGGCUCUUGCCUCACAAGGAUUUGGGCAGAAUGGAAGUCUUCUGUCCAGGUCUGGAAUCAAGGCUUUGGGACUGUCACAGAGCUCAUGGCCAGCAUUUAAAGCCUGAUCUCCCAAAUUUGACAUGUCCUGGCACCCUAUUCCCAGCCUAGAGCAUCUUGUUAUGAAAGAAUGGUGCCCAGAUGGAGGCCCAGGGCUAAGUGACCCACCGGGGGGGCGGGGUGGACAGCCCUGGUUGCUAUUCUGGGGCCUUGCCAAUUAGCACAUUACCUCCCUGAUCAUUUACCAAGAGGCUGUAAUGAAAUACUGCUACUGUCACUUUAAAGAUUUUUCUGAGGUCGCAAGCUGUGCACACUAGCUCUCCGGCCUUGGUGAGAGGCAUGUUCUUGGGGCAGGGCUGACUAUAGCAAGACAGGAUCGAUCCCUUUCCCCUUUAGGCACCCCCCCUACCUGGCAGCUCUUAAAACUAAGGAAAAUAUGAAAUAUACAUACAUAUACAUAUAUCUAUUUAUGCACAUACUGGGGCCAAUUUGAUCUGCUAGUAUUAGACAAUAAACCAUACAAGGACAUGUAUGAUCUCAGUGUCUUUAUUUAGUAUAAAAGUGACCUUAGAAGAAAAGUUAAGGUUAGCCAAACAGAGGGCAUCUCUGUUGGGGGACCAAACAUCUGUAGCCGCCCCACAGCAUCUUUCUGGCCAACGAGCCCCUCCCCGGCGAGGGGCAUCCUGAGUAUAGGUGAGCAGCUGCUUUCCCGCUCCCCAGCAUUCUUUCUAGAUAUAGGUACUGAAGAAUCCCAGUGAGCUCUGCAUUUGUAUCUUGCAAGUUUGUAUAAACCCGAUACAGGAAAUAAAAUGAAUGGUUUGUACAA